AUGGGUUCAUCAACUGAUACCUCCAUUGCCACCAACAUCCAUACUCAAUCACCAGCUCCAUCUCUUUCUCAAGUAGUAUUAACUCCUUGUGCUGCUUGUAAAAUCCUUCGUCGACGAUGUGGUGAAAAAUGUGUACUAGCUCCUUAUUUUCCACCAACUGAACCCUUAAAGUUUACUACUGCUCAUAGAGUUUUUGGUGCUAGCAAUAUCAUCAAAAUGCUACAGGAACUUCCUGAAUCCCAAAGAGUUGAUGCAGUCAGUAGCAUGGUUUACGAAGCGUAUUCGAGAGUAAAAGAUCCAGUUUACGGUUGUGCCGGAACAAUUUAUCAACUACAAAAACAAGUAAUUGAUCUUCAAGUUCAAUUAGCAAAAUCUCAAGCAGAGGUUAUUAGCAUGCAAUGUCAACAAGCUCAAUUUGUGGACCCACUUUGCAUGGAAAUGAAACAACAUUCUCGAUAUCAGCAGCAACAACAACAGCCCACAGCUACUACCAUAUCGCUUGCUUCAUCUCUGUCGUCUCUGCGAUUGCAACAGGAUAUUGAUGAUUUUAUGAUGAGUAAUGCCAUUACUACUCAAUAUCAGCAGCAACAACAACAACCCACAACUAGUACCAUAUUCCCUACCUCAUCGUCAUUAUCAUCUUUGGAACAAGAAUAUAUUGAUGAUUUUUUGAGUAAUAACAUUAUUACUCAAUCUUCGUCUCUAGAUAACAAUUUCGAUGGGCUAAUCUUCGGCCACGCGAAUAUGGGUUUGGAAUGGAACCAUCCUUAUGAACAUUAUUUAUUAAUUUGA
Molecule: messenger RNA, 792 nt
Organism: Papaver somniferum (opium poppy)
Lineage: Eukaryota; Viridiplantae; Streptophyta; Magnoliopsida; Ranunculales; Papaveraceae
Product: LOB domain-containing protein 1-like
Exons: 2
Coding region: 1-792 (263 amino acids)
Source: RefSeq, a predicted model, not a curated record